AAACUUCUAUCUGUCAAAGUUGUCAAAUUCAUCAACAACAAAUCAAAAAAGAUUGCGUGUGGUAGUGGACGUGUUAGUGUUUAAAAUUAUUAAAAUAGCAGAUUUCUCUUAUAAAAUCACAUAAAGUGAAGGGAAAUAUGCUUCGUAAAUAAAAGUUUAAGUGCUAGGCGAUUGUGUACGUUAUUAAAUUAACGGUCCAACAUAAUGUCUUCCCCGUCGAAGAAACGUCUGAAAAGGCAGACAUGGUGCAAAAGACUGAUACACAAACGAGUCCCGAUAGCGAGCUGGCUUCCACUGUACAACUCCGAGAAGGGAGUGGCGGAUUUCAUAGCUGGAGUCACAGUCGGUCUGACAGUCAUUCCACAAGCGUUAGCUUAUGCAACACUGGCUGGCUUGGACCCUCAGGAUGGCCUGUACUCUUCCUUCAUGGGAUGCUUCAUCUACACAAUAUUUGGGUCAUGCAAGGACAUCACUCUAGGCCCCACAGCCCUGAUGGCGCUCAUGACGUACCAACAGAUCCAGAAUAGAAACGCAGACUAUGCUGUACUCCUGUGUUUCUUGACUGGCGUAGUGCAGUUCAUUAUGGGCAUAUUACAUUUAGGCGUACUGAUAGACUUUAUAUCGGUGCCGGUCACCGUGGGCUUCACAUCGGCCACCUCUGUCAUCAUAGCUGUGUCACAGAUUAAAAGCCUUCUAGGCUUGCAGUUUAAGUCGGGAGGAUUUUUGGACACUGUAAAGCAGGUGGUAAUAAAUCUACCAAACGCGCGGUUGGCUGACAGUGCACUAGGAAUAUCGUGCAUUGUAAUUCUUUUAUUAAUGCGUAAAUUGAAAGAUCUAAACCUUCCCUCCGGCCGCAAAGGGUUAAAAAAGACCCUUUGGUUGCUUUCAACGUCAAGAAACGCCAUAGUAGUGGUCCUAUGCUCAGUGGCAGCCUUUGUGAUGGAACAGAAUUCUGGGUCUUCGUUUAAACUGACUGGAACUGUAAGGGAAGGUCUUCCGUCAUGGUCGGUCCCGCCUUUCGAGACGUCAUUUGGAGGCCGGAACGUCACGUUCAUAGAGAUGUGCUCAGACCUCGGCUCCUCGAUAGUUUUGGUCCCUGUCAUCGGUGUGCUGGGAAACGUAGCUAUUGCUAAAGCUUUUGCAAGUGGAUCAACAGUGGACGCGACGCAAGAGUUGCUAACGCUGUCUCUUUCCAACGUCCUCGGCUCGUUUGUUGGCGCGAUGCCUAUCACUGGGUCUUUCUCCAGAAGUGCUGUGAACCACGCCAGUGGUGUGGCUACGCAAAUGGGCAGUGUCUAUACAGGGGUGCUAGUGCUUCUGGCCCUGAGUCUACUCACGCCAUACUUUUAUUACAUUCCGAAGGCGUCGCUUGCCGCCGUCGUAAUAUGCGCUGUGAUAUUUAUGAUAGAAUAUGAGGUAGUUAAACCGAUGUGGCGGUCUAGGCGAGCUGACCUUGUACCUGCGUUCGCUACGUUCGCCAUUUGUCUAGCGGUGGGGGUGGAAUUGGGCAUACUGGCUGGGGUAGCUGUCAACGUCAUACUGCUGUUGUACCCCAGUGCAAGGCCGCAGCUUGACGCUGAGAUUGUCACGAAUUCGUCAGGUUUCAGUUACGUGUUGGUGACUGUUGGCAACAGUCUAUACUUCCCCGGAGUGGAGUAUAUUCGGCAGUACGUAGAGCGAGCCGCUAAGAAGCAGGGCGGUUGCAGCAUGCCGAUCGUCAUUGACUGCAGAUAUGUGCUAGGCGCCGACUUCACCGCUGCCAAGGGAAUCUGCGCGCUAUCCAGUUCUUUAUCAGCGCGCGGGCAGCCGCUGGUGCUGCUGUCGCCGCGCGCCAGCGUGGCCGCGGUGCUCAGCGGCGCGGGCUCCGACGCGCUCGUCGUGCUCACCGCGCCCGAGCUGGACGCCGCGCUGCAAGACCUGACCGGCAACAUUGCAUUGCCGCUGAUAAAAGAAACGCGAAACGCCACCCCACCACCAAACUACGAUUCGAUCCGGCAGCCAGAUGAUGACGUCACAGAAGUAGUUAUCGCCGAAUCCAGAAACACUACGCCCUUAUUGAACGGCAAUCGCGAUGCGCACGCGCACAAAAUCAAUGGCACGUGACCGGAGACUGAAGUUGGAUCGACUAGAUUCAACGAAUCGAAUAGAAAAAGCCUAGCCUGGACGAAACAGUGGAGUUCUUCGGUAUAAGUGAUCCCUGAAUAUUAAAAUGCAUUCGAAUUAUUCAAUUUCAAUGAAUUUAUAAAGUGAUCUCGUCGUUUUUGACGUCAUUUAGUGUGCUAUAAUUAAUGUUUUAAAUAAUUCCAGCUAUAAUGACCAACUAUCCUGUUUCUGUCGAGUCUACCAUAAUUUUAUCGUAAGAGUGAUCUACGCACGUUUAUUUAACGCCAUGUUUUACGAAACAACACUUUUCUAUUACUCAAGUAUGCACAAAAUGGUAAAAUCUAUUCUCUGAAACCAAAAUCUCAAUAAAGUUUUAACUUAAUAAUGCACACAAUGCAAGCACACUUAUAAAACCUUAAUAUUUUCUUUUUUAUAUUGUUUUCGUGUGGAAAGUUAAAAUAAAUAAUCGCCCAAUUUUCCGAUCACUUCAUAAGUAUAAGUAAAUACAAUUUUGUAAGUAGUUAGAUACUUAAUUAAUCUACUAGAAAAUAUCACUUAUUGUGAUUCUUUUAUACUUUUAGUAUUGAAUCUAUACAAGACUUUAGUGGUGAGUGACAAAAUAUAGUUUUAAGAUAAAGUACUAAUGGCAAUUGGAAUGUUAGUUACCAAAGAUGCGUGUUCAGCCAAGAUACAGUCAAGUUUUAUGUACGAAUAUGACCCCUUUGUCCUAGCAGUAUCCUCAAGAAUAACAUUGUUUUGGCAAAAUAAUAUGUCCCUUACAAUCUUUUUCAUAAGACACAUUUAUU
Messenger RNA from Ostrinia furnacalis (Asian corn borer), 2909 nucleotides. RefSeq names its product sodium-independent sulfate anion transporter. Gene Ontology annotation, biological process: transmembrane transport. The coding region runs from base 205 to 2103 and encodes 632 amino acids. The record is from RefSeq and is a predicted model, not a curated record. Lineage: Eukaryota; Metazoa; Arthropoda; Insecta; Lepidoptera; Crambidae. Gene Ontology annotation, cellular component: membrane. The transcript has 13 exons.